GGUUUUGGUUCAAACCCCAUAUUUUGUUCCUUGUUUAUCUUGCUUUCUUUAUUCCCGAAUCUAUUCCUCUUCAUCCUCUCUCUCUCUCUCUCUCUCUCUCUCAAAGCAUGACCUGCAAGUUUCAAGAGAAUCAAGGCUGUUCCUUGUUUUUCGAGUCGGUCGGCCUAGAGGAAUCAUCUUUCCCUCUUGGCCCUCCGAGGGUCUCCAUUAUAAAUACCGGAGUCUGGAAUUUCAUUGUGCUUUAAAAUCCAGAGGCUGCUGAGAUCGGCGGAAGACCGAACGUACAGUGAUGUCGAACGUGAGCUUUCUUGAGCUGCAGUACAAGAUCUCCAAGAACAGGUUCUUGAGGAAGCCGUCGAGGAUGUUCUCCAGACAAACCUCUGGCCUGUCGGCGUCCCCGGCUUCUGUUUCUCAGCCCGACAUCAACGAGAUGAGGCGGGUUUUCAACCGGUUCGACUCCGACAAAGACGGGAGGAUCUCUCAGAGGGAGUACAAGGCUGUCCUGAGAGCGCUGGGGCAAGACAAGGCCGUCGAAGAGGUGCCCAAGAUCUUCAAGGCCGUGGACAUGGACAGGGACGGGUUCAUCGACUUCAAGGAGUUCAUGGAAGUGCACAAGGCGGGCGGAGGGGUUCGGACUUCGGACAUACGAAACGCUUUCUGGACGUUCGAUCUGAACGGAGACGGGAAGAUAAGCGCGGAGGAAGUGAUGUCGGUUUUGAGGAGGCUCGGGGAGAGGUGUUCUUUGGAGGAUUGCAGGAGGAUGGUGAGGGCUGUAGAUGCAGACGGUGAUGGCUUGGUUAACAUGGAUGAGUUCAUGACGAUGAUGACGACGACUCAGAGCAUGACUAUCAUCGUCUGAACUACAUAUGUCUCUGUCAAGAUGUCUGAAACUGUAGGAUCAAUAUAUAUAUAUAUAUAUAUAUGCACAUAUGUAUGUCUAUGCUUAUGAGAUCUCUGUAAUAUGUUUUCUCCUGUUUUUCUCGUUCUGUAAAGUGACAAAAAUCAGGAAAGAUAUAGAAGAAGCUUGGUGAAGAAACUCACAACUGGACGCGAGUUGCUAUUAAUCAAAUAAUUACCGAUA
Molecule: messenger RNA, 1081 nt
Organism: Tarenaya hassleriana
Lineage: Eukaryota; Viridiplantae; Streptophyta; Magnoliopsida; Brassicales; Cleomaceae
Product: calmodulin-like protein 1
Exons: 1
Coding region: 290-859 (189 amino acids)
Molecular function (GO): calcium ion binding
Source: RefSeq, a predicted model, not a curated record